AUGGACCCAAAACAGAGAAAAAAGUCUUAGGAGGAGAUUGUGCAAAUACCUCAAAGGAAAGCAUAAAGAGUAGCUGGAAUACAGUAAUCAUCAGGGGGACAACAUAUCUAUGAGACUUAUGUCUAAUGUCAAAAAUAAUAACAGAGAUCAGAUAUUAUUUUUAUUGUUAUGUGUUUGAAACUCCAUUUUGUUUUCAGUUUUUUGAAUGAUGCUUAACUGAAUCAUUUAGCUAGUUAGAUGUUUUAUUGCAAAUUAUAGAAAGGACAAUCUAUUAUCAAAUAAGGAGAUGGUGCCAAUGCAUUCUUUAUCUUAGAAAAGGGUAAAAUAUAAGUAUUCAUAAAUGGACAGGCCAAAAAACAAUUGAUAUCAGGUAAUGGAUUGGGUGAACUAGCUUUAUUAUAUGAUGCGCCAAGGAGUGCCACAUGCACUGCAUUAGAGGAUUGCAACCUAUGGGGUAUAGAUAGAGCUACAUUUCGAAAAACAGUUGAGCAAAUUAUGAAAAGUGAAUAUGAGAGAAAUAGAAAAUAUUUGGAAAAUGCAACAUUUUUUAAUCAUUUAACAAAAGAGUAGAAGGAUGCUAUUGGGGGAGUGUUGAUUUCUUAGAAAUUUUAGACUAAUUAAAUAAUAGUUAAUAAGGGUGAUUAGGCAGACUCACUCUUUAUAAUAGCUGAGGGCAAAGUCGGCGUGUAUACAGAUGAUGGGCUAUUAAUUAGAACGUUAUCCAAGGGGGAAUAUUUUGGAGAAAACGCUCUAAUGCAGGAUAAUUGUGUGAGGGGAUUAACUGUGAAAGCAAUAGAAGAAUCACGACUUUUGGCUUUGGGGAGAGAAACCUUAACUAAAAUAUUGGGGGAUGGAGUGUAAAUGAUAAUUUACAAGAAUCAAUGCAAAUGGAUUCUUCAGCAGUCUAAAAUUAAUUUAAUAAUUUAAAUAGAUUAAUUUUUGGACUUAUUAACAAUAAGAAAAUUGAAAAAAGGAGACAUAAUUAUUAACAAAGGAUAAUUGCAUGGAGAAUUGAUUAUCGUGAUAGAUGGAAAAGUCAGCGAUUCUAAUUAAAAUUCGGUUUGUGAGAAGGGCAAAAUCUUAUUGGAUAAAACGGUUGAAUCUAAUGGAACCCAUGAUUAGGAUUAUUUUAUGUUAGAAGAUGGUAUAAUAGCAGCCAUUGAUUAUAAUAUAGUAAAAAAAUAGUUUGGUGAAUAACAACAAAUUUUAGAAGUAUAUACUUAAUAAGCCAAUAACUAAGUUAAUAAAGUGAAGGACUAUUCAUUGGAAGAUCUGAACUAUUUAAAAACUUUAGGUUGUGGAUAAUUUGGAAUGGUGUAUUUGUGCUAGUUUAAGAAUGAAUAGUCAUUAUUUGCAUUAAAAAUAAUGACAAGAGCAAAUAUCAAGUAGUUUGGGAUAGCAAAACAUGUUGCAAAUGAGAGAAGAGUAUAAUCCAUUUUAGAUCACCCUUUAAUUAUGCGUUUCUUUCGAUCAUUCAAAGACGAUAAUAAUAUCUACUUGUUAAACGAGUACAUUCCUGGAAUUGAAUUAUUCGAUGCUAUUCGAGAAAUUGGAUUAUUAAAUAAAAACGAUUCGUAGUUUUAUAUAUCUUAGAUGAUAUUGCAAACAGAAUAUUUACAUACAGUUCAUUAAGUAAUGUAUAGAGAUUACAAACCAGAAAAUCUUAUGGUUGAUGAUACAGGCUAUUUGAAAUUGAUUGACUUUGGAACUGCUAAAUUAAAUUAACCUGGACAGAAAACAUUCACUAUCAUUGGAACUCCACAUUAUAUGGCACCAGAAGUGAUAAGUGGAAAAGGAUAUAAUUAGAUGGUUGAUUUAUGGAGUGUUGGAGUUAUCCUCUAUGAAUUUGUCUGUGGCGGUUUGCCUUUCGGAGAAGAUGCAGAAGAUCCCUUUGAGAUAUACAAGGAAAUCACUAAGAAACCAUUAUCCUAUCCUUCUUAUAUGUCUGAUAAAUCUGCCAAGAUUUUUAUUGAACAAUUGCUCAACCGUAUCCCUGAAUUACGUCUAGGAGGAUCAUAUUAGACUUUAAAGUAACAUGCUUGGUUUAAGGACUUCCAAUGGGAUGUCUUGAUUACCAAGAAACUCAAACCAGUAUAUAAACCAUCUGCAAAUAAAAUCAUAACCAAUGCAUAGGUUUAAUUGAUGAAAAGGUUGCCAUUAUUUGAAUAGAUGCUUAAAGAUGCAUAAUACUUCAAAAAAUAAUAACCUAAUCCCAAAGAUAGUGAAUGGGAUAAUGAAUUUUGA
This is a messenger RNA of Paramecium tetraurelia, 2244 nucleotides long. RefSeq lists its product as uncharacterized. Gene Ontology annotation, molecular function: cAMP-dependent protein kinase activity; ATP binding. The record is from RefSeq and is a predicted model, not a curated record. Gene Ontology annotation, biological process: signal transduction; peptidyl-serine phosphorylation. Gene Ontology annotation, cellular component: cAMP-dependent protein kinase complex. The transcript is spliced from 8 exons. Lineage: Eukaryota; Ciliophora; Oligohymenophorea; Peniculida; Parameciidae.